AUGGGUACACACAUUCUGAUCAAGGUUGCUAGCACCUUAGAGGAGCACAAAGUGGAAGGACUUGUUCUUCUUAGCCCUCCACCUUUGCAAUCUGAAGAAGGAACUGAGUGGGAGACACACAACACCCGCUUAAGCCUACUAAAGAACAUCAGACAUAACGCAUACCUUGUGAACCAGUUUAGGGUGUGGGACCGUUUGGAAGGUGUAUCAAGUCAAAGUGUUUUGAGACAACUUCCAGAAAACUCAAGUAUCUAUACGAAAGUGAGACAAUUGAGAUGGAACAUGGAUGUUGACACACGCGUUGUUUUACGUUACAUUGAUGGUUUCCAAAAGGCUACUUACGAGGAGCUUAUAUCGGCGGUUUCGCGUUACAAUGAUCGUAAACAAGAUCCCAGCACUUACGAGAAAACGCUUCUCAUUGGCGGAAUGAAUGAUCGGGUCACUCCGGUGAAGGUUGUUGAUGAUAUCCACGAAUACCUCUGUGCGCAUACAAAAAGGACAGUGUCACACGUUACAAAGGUAAAUAAUGCUGGACAUUCUUUGCUUUUGGCAAAACCAGAGUUUAUCAGUGGCAUCAUCUUGAAUCACUUAGAGCUGAAGUUUCCUGAACGCCUUCAUUUGUCUCCGGCUUGGGUUCUCAAAUUAAAAGCAGAAAUCUCUGGCGAUAAGUGGGGGUUGAAGAAUGAGCUUAAGUGGCUGCAGACACAAGCAGUUUCGUUCAACAUUACUCGUCGUAAUAACACAGACUUGGCCCCAUUAUUGGGUAUGAAAACGUUGCGUGAAGGUGAUCCCAACCAUCUGCCACAUGUUCUCGAAGAGAGAUUCUACGGCUCAUCGAAGGAAAAUGAUAUCAAAGGUAACCUAAUAGCUGUGGUCGAUAUCUCAGCUGAUAUUCCACCAUACAGCCCCAAAUCCUUUAAGCAUAUCCACUACUACAAGUGUGCUACUGUAUCGAAAGUUGUUCCAGAUCACACUGCUGUGCGGCGCUUUAUCCAGCUAAUCGACGACAUUCUUGCGUCAACAAAUGAGCCUAACCCACUUGUUGGAGUCCACUGCCACUAUGGUUUUAAUCGCACCGGUUAUUUAAUUUGCUGUUACUUGAUUGAGAAAAAAGGAUGGGAGUGUCUGCGAGGCAGUGGAGGGAUUUAA
Messenger RNA from Clavispora lusitaniae ATCC 42720, 1149 nucleotides. The record is from RefSeq and is a predicted model, not a curated record. Lineage: Eukaryota; Fungi; Ascomycota; Pichiomycetes; Serinales; Metschnikowiaceae.